AUGUCUAAUAUUCCACAACCAGAUACUUUGAAACCAGUUUUAGCAACAACCCCAUUAUUACAUCUAAUACCAAAACAAAAUUUAAGUCCAUUAAUAAAUUUAUCACUGUUAGCACCUGUUAUUGACGCGUCAGUUUUUGCAAGACCAACAUAUAUAGAACAAUUUGUAUCAAAAGAAGCAAAAGAUUUUGAAUUGGAAUGUCAAAAUGAAUUAUUAGAAUUUGAAGAUGAUGAAUUAGAUGAUAUAAAAUUUAUAAAUCAUGAUCAUGAAUCAAGAAAUGAUGACUCUCAUCAACCUCCAGAAUAUUCCGAAUUUGAACUUGAAUUAUUGAAAAAUGUUUCAAAGAAAACAAAGGAAAACACAUUGCAUGAAGAAGAAGAUCUUGUACCAACUACUAGAUUAUCAGUUCGAAGUCAAAUUCCUAUUGAUGAUGAUUCUUAUUCUCAAAAACAUAACUUUAAAUAUUUUACAAAAUUUCAAAGACAAAGUGGAUCCUUUUUUGACAAGAAUACAAUUAAUCAAUUACAUGAUAGUGAAGAUAUAACACCACCGAUUAAUAUACCACAUGUGCCUCCAGUAAUUGAACAACCAAUUUCCAAUGUACAUGUUUCAAUUUUCGAUCAGUUUAUACAAGAUGGUCCAUCCAAGAUCACUUGGGAAAGAACAGCACUUUUAUGUGAUUCACUACAUAAAACUGAAAUCUUAAAAAAGGAAGAAAAUUCAAAUUUAAUUCAAAUUGAAGAAUUAUUUUCUCAAGCUUUAAGUGAUAUAGUUGAAAAUAGUAAAAAAUUAGAUAAUUUAGAUGAAGUUGGAUCUUUACUACCUAAUUUAUUAGUUGGAGUAUUUGCAUCAAAAGCAAUUAUAAUGAUUACGAAAUUCCAAAUUGAAAAUCAAACCAAAACAUUUGAAAAAUAUAUUUCAAUCAUUGUUGAUACACUUGAAAUCAUGUACAAUAAUUUUUUAACUUCUCUUAUAAUUUUAUAUCAAGAUACAACUGAUCUGUUUACAGAGAAAUCAAUCACUAAAUUAGUGGUUGAAUUUAGUAAUAGAUUGAAUCAAUUAAAUUCAUUAAAAACAAUUAUUUCAGAUCAAGUUUUAACAAAACUAGAAACUUUAUGUAUGUCAAUUUCAUUUAGUAAUAACAUCAAUAAUUCAGAAAAAUUCGGAGUAAAAUUUCCAAUUCAUAAUCUUCAACAAAGCGCUGCAAAUUGUUUAGUUAGUAUUUUUAAAGAUUACUCAGAUCAAAGACAGGGAUUACUACUGAAUAUACUUAUUGAUUUUUCUUCAUUAGAAAUUAAACGACAAAAUGCAAAAAAUCAUAAAACUGGAAGACAUUUUCCAAUUCAAUUAUUUACCAAGAUUGUAAAUGAUUUUGCUGUAUUAGAAGAUCCUCCAACUAAUGUAACGGAAUUAGUAAGCUCGGAACUUAUCAAAAAACUACAAGAAAAUCCAUCAGAAAAUAAAUUGAAAUUUGAUAUUUUUAUUGAUGAUUUAUUUGACCUUUUACCAUUUCCAGAAUUUCCUGCUUCAGAUAUUUUCAUAUUUUCUAUAAUUGACUUAUUAAUGCAAACUUUAGAUAUGAAGGAUGAACCUAUUGCUGGUGAAGUACAACUUUUAGAUUGUUUAGUCAAUAUUUGUGAAAGAAUUUUGAAUCAAAAAUAUGAAAAAGAUAUGUUUCUUGAUGAAGAAGCAUUAAAAUUAAUUUUAGGAAAUUCGUUAGUUUAUGACUCCACUAAAGCAUCUUAUGAAUAUUUAAAAACAAGACUUGAAAGACUCACAAAUAUCAUUUUAGAACAAGAGCCAAUAAAACAUAAAAAUGAAGAACCAAUAGAACCAUAUAGAGCUAUGGUUCUAAGUAGACUUUCACAACUUGUCCUUACAAAAUAUUACAAUUUCAUUGUACGUCAAUUAAAUAAUUCAAAAGCUAAAGUAAGAGCUAAAUCAUUGAAAGGUUUACAAAUGUUUUUACAAGAAUUUCCUCAAUUAUUAGCAACACAAGAAAUUAUGAAAUCUUUAACUGAUAGGUUACAUGAUUCAGCAAUUUCUGUUAGAGAUGCAAUGAAUGACUUUUUAGGUGAAUAUGUAAAAAAGAACCCCACGGAAGCUGAAAAAUUAAUUAAUCCAUUAUAUUUGGCAUUAGAUGAUCCUGGAAUAUCAGUUAAAAAGAGUGCAAUUAAAUCUUGUUUACAAAAUUUUAAUUUUGUUGGUAAAUUAGCAAGAUUAAAAAUAGUUAUUAAAUUUUUAGAAAGAUCAGGAGAUGAAGAAGAUGGAGUUAGAAAUGAAGCUAAAUCUGCUUUAUUGGAAAUUUUUUUUAAAGAAAAAGAAGGAAUAAAUGAAUUGAUUGGAGUUGCUAAAGAAAGACGUAGUUUAUUGAAAUCAUUUUUAGAACAAAAUUUUGAAAAAGUUCCUGCUGAUACUGUUACUGUUUUAGUUGAUGUUGCUAUAAAUUCAGAUAAUUCUGAAGAAAUUGAAGGAGCUUUUAACGCAAUUGCUAUAAUUGCACAAUUCAAACCUGAACUAAUAACUCAAGAUAUAUUAUCUGAUUUAAAACCUAUUUAUUUGGACACAGACCACAUCAAUACGCCUGCUUAUACUAAUGCACUUUUAAUUUUAAAAUCAUCAACUUCAAAAUUAACUUCCAUACGGCCAGAAUUAUCUUUAGAUCUUCAAAACUUUUUAUAUCACAAACUUAUAUUUUUCCAAUCUCAUGAUAUUUCAUUAGCAGUUCAAUCAUUAGCAAAUCUAGGCAGAUUAAGUUCUACAGAAAUUAAAGGAGUUACAGCAGUAAUAUCAGCAAUGAAAAUCAUUAGAGAAUAUCAUGAUCGAAAAACUUAUGAAAAAAUAUUUAAACAUUUACAAAUAUUAGGAAAUUUUGGGAAAUAUUUUCCUUUACAAAAAUUUAGAAAUGAAUUUGUUUCAGAAGGUAUAGUACCUUCAAAUUAUCCAUCAGUAAUGUCAAUACUUAUAAGAUAUAUAAUGGCUUUUAUACCUGAUAAAUUUCCUAGAGCAUUAAGAAAAUAUGCUUUCACUAAUGUUUUAUUAGCUUGUUCUAGUGUACCUAGAUUUUUUGGUGAAAUUCCAAUAUUAAAUAUAAUUGAAACUGCUUUAACUAUGGAUGAUGAAAUUAAAUUUAAUGUUAUUAAAGCAAUUACUGAAUUUAUUAAUGAUAAUGGUGAAAAAAUUGAAUCAACUGAAUUUAAUUCAAAAGAUCUUGAACAAAAACUUAAAGAACUGGGUUAUAAUGCAUGUGAGAUUUUAGUUAGUAAAUUUUUUGAUAAAAUUGGUAAUAUAAGUUUAAGUUCAUCAUCUAAUGAUUUAUCAGAAAUAGCAUUUGUAUUUGUUAGAAAAGCAUUGAAAUUAGAUUUAAUUCUUCCUAUGAAAGGAAUCAAUAUAAUUAUUGCAUUACAUGGUUCAAAAGUUUUAAGAAUACAACAAUCUGCAUCUAAUUUAUAUUCAGAAUUGUAUGAUAAAAAUAAAUCUGUUGUUGAUACUCAAUUAAUUUCAGGUAUAAAAUUAGCUUUUGAAAAUAAUUUAAUUGCAAAUAAUUUAAUUUCAUUACUUUAUAAUAAAAAUCUGGAAACAAAAAGUUCAAGAAAUAAAUUUAUAAAAUCUAUAUCAAAAUUAUAUUCAAUGAAAUCAAAACCAAAAUUAACAAAACAAGAAUUGUUGUUCCUAGUAUUUUUAACUGAAAGAAUUUUUCAAAUUAAAUUUAAAACUAUUGGAGAAAUUUAUAUUAUAUUAGAACAAUUAUAUUCAAAUUUACAAUAUAAUGUUCCUGAAUUUAUGUCGGAUGUUAAUUCAAAUGGUGUUCAAAAAGAUGAUUUGUACAAGGGGUUAUUAAUUCAUUUGCUAUUAGAGUUUUAUGAUUAUUUAUCCAUAACAUAUAAUAUUAGCUUUGAUAAUAUAGAAGCUUUUUCAUCUAGAUAUUUAGAAGCAGAUUUAGAUCAAGCUCCAAAAGUCAUUAAAUCGGCACCAGAGAUUCAUUUCGAAUGGAUUUUUGAUCAUGUGGAUGAUAUUAAAUCGCUAGAAAGAGCUGCAUUUAUUGCAAAUAAAUCAACUUUUAAUCCUACCUAUAUAGAUAAUUAG
Molecule: messenger RNA, 4086 nt
Organism: Lodderomyces pseudojiufengensis
Lineage: Eukaryota; Fungi; Ascomycota; Pichiomycetes; Serinales; Debaryomycetaceae
Product: cohesin-loading factor complex subunit
Exons: 1
Coding region: 1-4086 (1361 amino acids)
Biological process (GO): establishment of mitotic sister chromatid cohesion; establishment of protein localization to chromatin; replication-born double-strand break repair via sister chromatid exchange
Cellular component (GO): Scc2-Scc4 cohesin loading complex
Molecular function (GO): chromatin binding
Source: RefSeq, a predicted model, not a curated record